CUAUAAUCCCGGCCAGCAGUUCACCGCCCUCUAGUUCUCAGUCAACCCGACCGGUUUUCUAUAUCGGACUCGGAUAUCUUCGCCGAUUGCCGUUCCGAUGCGGUCCACCGUUCGACUCUCCUUUCUUUUACUCGCCUCCUUCUCCCUCCUCUCUCUGGCGUUCGCCUCCGAGUCCGAUCACAAGUAUCAACCAGAUGAUCCUGUCACCCUUUGGGUGAAUAAAGUAGGGCCAUACAAUAAUCCACAAGAAACUUACAAUUAUUAUAGCCUUCCAUUUUGUCGCCCAUCGGGUAAUGCUGCUCACAAAUGGGGUGGUCUUGGUGAGGUAUUGGGUGGAAAUGAGCUCAUUGAUAGCUUGAUUGACAUAAAAUUCCGAAAACCGGUGGACAAAACCACUAUUUGUGAGCUCGAACUUGAUGAAGCAAAGGUCAAACAAUUCAAGGAUGCUAUUGAGAAUAGUUAUUGGUUUGAAUUUUUCAUUGAUGAUCUACCUUUAUGGGGUUUUGUGGGUGAGCUGCACUCUGACAAGAAUAAUGAUAAUAAGCAUGUGCUCUACACACAUAAGAGUAUAACUGUGAAUUACAACAAAGAUCAAAUCAUUCAUGUCAAUCUUACUCAAGGGGGUGCAAAACCAUUGGAAGUUGGAAAAACAGUGGACAUGACUUACUCGGUGAAAUGGAUUCCGACAAAAACUUCUUUCGCUCGUCGUUUUGAUGUUUACCUGGACUACCCAUUUUUUGAACAUCAGAUACACUGGUUCUCUAUUUUCAAUUCCUUCAUGAUGGUUAUAUUCCUUACCGGUCUGGUAUCAAUGAUAUUGAUGCGAACUCUGCGAAAUGAUUAUGCAAAGUAUGCUCGUGAGGAUGAUGAUUUGGAAACACUGGAAAGAGAUGUCAAUGAAGAGUCUGGUUGGAAACUUGUUCAUGGAGAUGUAUUUAGGACUCCCCGCGGUUUAGUUUUACUCUCUGCUCUUGUUGGCACUGGCGCACAGCUAGCCUUGCUGGUACUCAUUGUUGUCUUAUUUGCAAUUGUCGGAAUGUUGUACAUCGGGAGAGGUGCAAUUGUCACUACUUUCAUUAUAUGUUAUGCUUUUACAUCAUUCAUCUCGGGCUAUGUCAGUGGUGGAAUGUACUCACGCCAUGGUGGCAAAAAUUGGAUCAAAUCAAUGAUUUUCACAGCUUCAUUUUUUCCUUUUCUGUGCUUUGGAAUUGGUUUCGUGCUGAACACUAUUGCAAUAUUCUAUGGGUCUCUAGCAGCCAUUCCCUUUGGCACGAUGGUGAUUGUCUUCGUCAUCUGGGCCUUUAUUUCUUUCCCCCUGGCACUUCUUGGUACGGUUGUUGGAAGAAACUGGAGUGGUGCUCCAAACAAUCCAUGCCGAGUGAAGACCAUUCCACGACCAAUUCCUGAGAAGAAGUGGUACUUGACACCAUCUGUAGUUUCUGUGAUGGGAGGAUUGCUUCCCUUUGGCAGCAUAUUCAUUGAAAUGUACUUUGUUUUCACUUCCUUCUGGAAUUACAAGGUUUACUACGUAUAUGGCUUUAUGCUUCUGGUUUUCGUGAUUCUUAUUAUUGUUACGGUCUGCGUGACGAUAGUCGGAACCUAUUUCCUGCUAAAUGCCGAGAAUUAUCAUUGGCAGUGGACUUCUUUCUUCUCGGCAGCAUCAACAGCUAUCUAUGUGUACUUGUACUCUAUAUAUUACUAUUAUGUGAAGACAAAGAUGUCGGGAUUCUUCCAGAUGAGCUUUUACUUUGGUUAUACCCUAAUGUUUUGUCUUGGAUUAGGAAUUCUUUGCGGUGCUGUUGGUUACUUAGGUUCUAAUCUGUUUGUAAGGAGGAUAUAUAGAAACAUCAAAAUCGACUAGUUUAUGAGCCGGGAGAGAGAAAUCUUUGUUCUCAUCGUCAGGGUGAUAUCGAGAGAAGCCUGCAGUACCUCCUUCAGAUAUCUGGUAAUGUCCAUGUUUAAUAUGCAAGAUUUGAGGAUGAUCUGUAAUUCGGGAUCGUGGGAGGCCCUAAAAAAUUUCCCCGUUCUUCGGGUUGUAAAACCAAGUAUAAUUACAUAAAUUUAGAGUGAUUGUUUUCAUGACUGAAAAGAGGACGGAUGAUACUAGUUUUUUAUUUAGUUAUUUCUCUAAUCUUUCCGGACAAUGGAUUCUCUUUACCGGUACUGCAUGUUUGCAUAUCUUUUGCGAAUAGGUGUUCUUGGGAGAGCGACUAUUACUGGAAUGGGGAAAUGAGUUUUGUCUUA
Molecule: messenger RNA, 2244 nt
Organism: Olea europaea var. sylvestris
Lineage: Eukaryota; Viridiplantae; Streptophyta; Magnoliopsida; Lamiales; Oleaceae
Product: transmembrane 9 superfamily member 1
Exons: 12
Coding region: 98-1861 (587 amino acids)
Biological process (GO): protein localization to membrane
Cellular component (GO): membrane
Source: RefSeq, a predicted model, not a curated record